AGCUGAGCAGAGAAGAGGAAGUCUAGAUCUUCUACAGCACUGGGGCUAUGAAAGGAGCAUCUCUGAAGAAACUUUGUAGAGCACCAAAGCUGCCACAGGGCUGGAUAAAAGGCCAAAGAGCAACCCUCCCAUGCACACUCAUGAAACUGUGACCACAGCAAGAGCCGGGAAAGUGUGGGUGUGUGGGUGUCUGCAGGUGACCCAAAGCACCCAUGCAAACACCAGGGUAUUUAUGGAGUGCAACAACUGUUCCUAAAUUCAAUUAAAAUAUGAUGCCUGGAAAUCAGCACCCUGAAGAAUACAGGAUUGCAUCACUGGUCUUCUACAGCUUUGUAUUCGCAGUGGGAUUGUUGGUGAAUGCCACCGCGCUAUGGGUUUUCAGCUGCACUACCAAGAAGAGGACAACGAUAACUGUAUAUAUGAUGAAUGUGGCAUUACUUGACAUAAUUUUUAUAUUUUCCUUGCCUUUUCGGAUAAUCUACCACGGGAAAGAAACAUGGCCUUUUGGAGAUACAUUCUGUCGGAUAAUCAGCGCUUUCACGAUAUUUUAUCCAGCCAUUGCUCUGUGGUUGCUCACUUUCAUAAGCGUAGACAGAUUUAUGGCUAUUGUCCAGCCCAAACAUGUCAAAGAACUAAAAAAUACAAAAAAAGCUGUGCUGGCUUGCACUGGAAUCUGGAUAAUGACCCUCGCAACAACAUCCCCAUUGCUGUUUUUACGAUCUGAUCCAGACCAAGCCUCGAAUUUCACCACGUGCCUGAAAAUGCUUGAUAUCAUCCAUUUAAAGGAAGUGAAUACAUUGAACUUUUCUCGCUUGAUAUUUUUCUUUUUGGUUCCCUUGUUUAUCAUGAUGGGGUGUUACCUAGUUAUAAUCUACAAUUUUAUCCGCGGCAAGACUUCCAAAUUGAAGCCUAAGGCUAAGGAGAGAUCCAUAAGAAUUAUAGUUACUCUGAUUGCCCAAGUACUCCUCUGCUUUGUACCCUUCCACAUUUGCUUCGCCCUCCUGAUGUUGCAGGAUGAAGGUACAGCUUACAAUCCCUGGGCAGCCUUUACCACCUUUCUCAUGAAUCUCAGCACGUGCCUGGAUGUUAUACUCUACUAUAUUGUCUCUAAACAAUUUCAGGCGAGAGUCAUCAGCGUAAUCCUUUAUCGCAAUUACCUUCGAAGCGUGCGCAGGAAAAGUUUUCGAACUGGGAGUGUGAGGUCACUCACUAAUAUCAACAGUGAAAUGAUAUAAAAAGAGGGGAAAAAAAACUCAGGGGUUUAUCCUUCUUCUGAAAUCUAGCAUUUUUACUGCACUGGAAAAUGUUCUAUAGCAAGAAGAAACAGAUAUGUUUGUUGCACUGUAAGUAUGAGAGAAGCAGAAUAAUAAUUGCACCUCUUUAUAUGUGCUCAACAGCUUUUGCAAACCUGACAUGAACCAAAACCUAGUAUCAGUGUUAAACUAUCCAAUGCCUUUGUCAUCUCAAAAGACUUUGAAUAUUGCCAGACAUGAAAUAGUGACUACUAAUAUAAUA
Calidris pugnax (ruff) is the source of this 1515-nucleotide messenger RNA. RefSeq names its product G protein-coupled receptor 18 (gene GPR18). Gene Ontology annotation, cellular component: membrane. Lineage: Eukaryota; Metazoa; Chordata; Aves; Charadriiformes; Scolopacidae. The coding region runs from base 270 to 1235 and encodes 321 amino acids. Gene Ontology annotation, molecular function: G protein-coupled receptor activity. The record is from RefSeq and is a predicted model, not a curated record. The transcript has 3 exons. Gene Ontology annotation, biological process: positive regulation of Rho protein signal transduction; phospholipase C-activating G protein-coupled receptor signaling pathway.